AUGGAAAAUAAUAAUCCGAAUUACGCUAAUUCGAAACUUAUUGAUAACAGCAUUCAAAUGAGGGAAAACAGAGUCUUGGAGACAAAACAAAAGAAUGAACGCAGUAGUUCGACUUUUGAAUGUCAAAUUAUUCUUCAACUUCUCGUCGAUACUGUAAAAAAUGCAUACAAUCAGAUCAACGCAUAUUGUAUCUCUAGCGGAAAAUGUGACUUGACCAACGUUGCACCUUUAGCUAAUGAUCUGAUUUCAAAUAAUGAUGGGAGUUUACCGGGGCAUCAAGCUAUUAAACAAGUUUACAAUACGAUGAGUCUACAUCAACAUUAUCACCAUGGCUUGCAUAAUCACGCACAUAGCUCCGAGGAAGAUGAAAAACUACGACCCAAUACCCUCGUUAACAAUCAAACACCAAACGAAUUAAAUCAUCUGCUGAAGAAAGAGGAAUUAUCAAACUUACACAAUUUGUUGUUGCAAGAACUUAUUAACAGCAAUGCCAGGCCAGACGGUAGCCUUAGCAAUGUAAACUCUCAAAAUUUAAAUGGUUUGGGAUUGAAUGAAUUACUUAUGCUUAAUAAUAUCAGACCAGAAAUUAAUGAUAACAACGUGGCUCCUCAAAUACAAAAUCCAAACAUAUUAAACAAUGCACAAGGGUCAGAUGAUUUGACAUUGCAGGAAUUACUUUUACUGAAUAACAAUGUUAAAUCAGAUAUUAACGAUAACAACGCAAAUUCUCAACUACAAUAUCUAAACACAUUAAACAACGUACAGGGGUCAAAUGAUUUGACAUUGCAGGAAUUACUUUUACUGAAUAACAAUAUCAGACCAGAUAUUAAUGACAACAACGUGAUUCCUCAAAUAAAAAAUCCAAACAUAUUAAACAAAGUACAGGGUUCAAAUGAUUUGACAUUGCAGGAAUUACUUUUACUGAAUAACAAUAUCAGACCAGAUAUUAAUGACAACAACGUGAUUCCUCAAAUAAAAAAUCCAAACAUAUUAAACAAAGUACAGGGGUCAAAUGAUUUGACAUUGCAGGAAUUACUUUUACUGAAUAACAAUAUCAGACCAGAUAUUAAUGACAACAACGUGAUUCCUCAAAUAAAAAAUCCAAGCAUAUUAAACAAAGUACAGGGGUCAAAUGAUUUAACAUUGCAGGAAUUACUUUUACUGAAUAACAAUAUUAAACCAGAUAUUAACGAAAACAACGCAAAUUCUCAAAUACAAUAUCUUAACUCAUUAAACAACAUACAGGGGUCAAAUGAUUUGACAUUGCAGGAACAACUUUUACUGAAUAACAAUAUCAAACCAGAUAUUAACAAUAACAACGCAAAUUCUCAAAUACAAUAUCUAAACACAUUAAACGGCAUACAGGGGUCAAAUGGUUUGUCGAUGCAAGAGUUACUUAUGUUGAAUAACAAUAUCAGACCAAACAUUAACGAAAACAACGAAAAUUCUCAAAUACAAAGUCCAGACGUAAUAAACAACAUACAGGGAUCAAAUAGUUUGUCAAUGGAAGAAUUGCUUCAUCUUAGUAAAAAUUUUAAACCAGAUCUUAAUGGAAUGAAUCAAUUACAUAAUCCAAACUUGAUCGGGACACCGUCACAGUCAAAUUACCGGGAAUAUCUACAACAGUUAUUACUUAAUACUUUAAACUCUCAUUCAAACGAAGCUAACGUGGGACAAACGUGA
Melitaea cinxia (Glanville fritillary) is the source of this 1683-nucleotide messenger RNA. RefSeq lists its product as uncharacterized. The transcript has 2 exons. The coding region runs from base 1 to 1683 and encodes 560 amino acids. The record is from RefSeq and is a predicted model, not a curated record. Lineage: Eukaryota; Metazoa; Arthropoda; Insecta; Lepidoptera; Nymphalidae.